This is a messenger RNA of Prunus persica (peach), 3973 nucleotides long. RefSeq names its product receptor-like protein 12. Lineage: Eukaryota; Viridiplantae; Streptophyta; Magnoliopsida; Rosales; Rosaceae. Gene Ontology annotation, molecular function: protein binding. The transcript is spliced from 2 exons. The record is from RefSeq and is a predicted model, not a curated record. The coding region runs from base 422 to 3481 and encodes 1019 amino acids.
AAAUAAUAAUAAUAACCUCCUCAUGGUAACAUUUUCAGUUCGUUUUAACUGGAUCUAUCUUCAGCUAUACAAUUCUUCCAACUCAGAAAUUCAACAUGAACAUUUAACAGCAUCUACUUUCUUUGACUUGGCAACCUCUUAGAUGCCAAGUCCCAACCCGCUACAUGUAGAUUGUGGCACCACUCAUGGGAAUUGUGUAUCAACUUUCUUCAGUGAUGGUUACUUGUCAAGUCGUUGCCCCUGUUUUAUUUCUGUCCAAUUUUUCCUAGUUACAGAUAGAGAUGGGAGAAGACUUCGAAGUCAAGCUAGCAACAAUGGAGGAGGCCUUUUACCAAUUCAACCCUGCAUACUAAAGACACCACAGGCAUUCAUAUUUCUUCACUUUCCCUCGUGAGUCUCUAAAACUAAAAGUUCAUCCAAAAUGAAAACUCUGCUCCAAUAUUUCUUCCUUUUCUUCAUCACUGCCAUCUGUGUUAAUAUCAUCCCUGCAGUUCACAGCCAGUGUAUUAAAAACCAACAACUAUCAUUGCUCCAAUUGAAGAAAAGCCUUACAUUUUAUAAUGAUUCAUCUGGAUAUUCUCCACUUUCGUCAACCAAGGUCAUAUCAUGGAAUUCAAGUACAGACUGCUGCUCUUGGGUUGGUGUUACUUGCAGUACAAGUGGGCAUGUUGUUGGUCUUGACAUUAGCAGCGAAUGCAUCACGGGUGGGAUUGACAAUUCGAGCAGUCUCUUCGAUCUCCAACAUCUUCAAAUCCUUAACUUGGCCAACAACAAACUUGGCAGUGUGGACCAUAGCAUUCCAUCUGCAAUCGGAAAGCUCACGGAUUUGAGGUAUCUAAAUUUGUCCAAAACUGAUUAUUCAGGGCAAAUUCCAAUUGAGAUUUCACGCCUGAAAAAGUUGGUUGUCCUUGAUAUUUCUAACAUUUACAACUCCCUUAAGAUCCCGAAUUUACGCAUGCUCUUUCAUAAUCUCACAGAGCUUACAGAGCUAUAUCUUGAUGAUGUAGAUAUAUCAGCACAGGGGGCUCAGUGGUGCGAAGCAAUAUCAUCUUCACUGCCAAACCUGAGGGUGUUAAGCAUGUCUGGAACUAAUCUCUCAGGAUUCUUUGCCAAUUAUUCAAAGUUGUCUUCCUUGAGUCUCAAAUAUUGUCAGUUGCAAGGAUCAUUUCCCAAAGAGAUCUUUCAGGUACCUACUCUACAAAAUAUCGACCUUUCGCAUAAUUUGGAUCUUGAAGGCUCCUUGCCAGAAUUUCCAAAGAAUGGAUCUCUUCGAUCCUUGAUACUGAGAUGGACAAACUUUUCAGGCUUCUUGCCCAACUCUAUUGGAAACCUCAAAAUGUUGUCCACGAUAGAUCUUUCAGGUUGCAGCUUCACUGGAUCAAUCCCAAAGUCAAUGGAAAACCUGACAGAAUUGGUUAGCCUGUACAUGCCAUCGCAGAGGCUUCAAGGUCCGGUAGACUUUAUUCACUGGGAAAACCUUGUUAAUCUGGUACAUCUCCAACUGGAAUUCAAUCUCCUAAAUGGGAGUAUUCCAUCAUCUAUUUUUUCUUCUCCCGUGUUAAAGGAACUACUACUUUCCCACAAUCAAUUUUCUGGUCAACUCCAUGAAUUUCAUAACGUUUCUUCCAACUUAAUUACCCUUGAUUUGAGUUUCAACAAUUUGGAAGGACCAAUACCCGUGUCUAUCUUGAGUUUUCGAGGGCUUUAUACACUUGAUCUUUCUUCAAACAAUUUCACUCGCUUUCCUUUUAAUGGUCCUCAGCAACUGAGAAAUCUUUCGACCAUUGAUCUUUCCCACAAUAGCUUGCUGGUUUUAUAUAAUGGUUCCAGUUCCUCAUCUUCCUCUUUUCCUCAAAUUCAGGAUAUGAACUUGGCUUCUAACAAGUUGAGAACAUUCCCAAAUUUCUUGAGAAAUCACAUCUAUUUAGAACGUUUGGACCUCUCAGAAAACCAGAUUCAAGGCAUGGUUCCCAAUUGGAUUUGGGGGAUAAGUUCUCUUUCUCAGCUAAAUCUUUCAUCCAACUCCUUCUCAACUCUCGAAAGGCCUUUACCUAAAAAUUCCAGUGUGUCUGCUCUCGACCUUCAUUCAAACCAACUUCAGGGGCAAAUCCCAUUUUUCUCACCAAGUGCCCGUUAUCUGGAUUAUUCAAAAAAUUGUUUCAGCUCUAGCAUACCAACUGACAUUGGUGAUUUCCUUGCUUCCACUGUGUUCCUCUCUCUUUCAAGCAAUAACUUGCAUGGGCUCAUUCCAGUAUCAAUAUGCAAUGCAGGUUAUGAGGUUCUUGAUAUGUCCAAUAACUCUUUAAGUGGUAUGGUUCCCCAAUGCUUGACUGAAAUGAAGAGUCUUAGAGUACUUAUUUUAAGGAAAAACAACCUUAAUGGAACUCUUUCUAACAGAUUUACUGGAUAUUGUGGUUUAAGAGCUCUAGACCUCGGAAGGAAUCAGAUUAAAGGCCAGCUUCCAAAAUCUCUAGCCAGUUGCACAAAUUUAGAGAUUCUAAACCUUGGAAACAAUCAAAUCAUAGAUACUUUUCCAUGCUUCUUGAAGAGCAUAUCCACCUUGCGUGUCCUUGUUUUGCGAUCCAACAGAUUUUAUGGCGGCAUCGGAUGUUCGAAGACCAAUGGCACCUGGCAAAUGCUUCAAAUUGUAGACCUAGCUCACAACAACUUCAAUGGUGAAAUACCGGAAAGAUCCUUGACAACAUGGCAGGCAAUGACGGCUGACGAAGAUGGUUCCCGACCAAAGAGCAAUGUCCUUUCAUCUGAAGGGGGACAGUAUACUGGAGCUGUUUAUUCUUUUAAGGAUGCUAUAACAGUUACUAGUAAAGGUUCAGAGAUGGAUCUCGUAAAGAUUCUAACUAUCUUCACCUUGAUUGACUUCUCGGACAACAAAUUCAACGGAUCAAUACCUGAGGAAAUGGGAGUAUUGAAAUCACUGUAUAUCCUCAACUUGUCCAGUAAUGCCAUCACAGGCGAAAUCCCAUCAAGCUUAGGCAACAUGCGGCAACUUGAGUCCUUGGACCUGUCGCAAAACAAGCUGAGCGGGCACAUUCCCCAACAGUUGACAAAGCUUACUUUCCUCGCAUUCUUGAAUCUCUCAAACAAUCAACUGGGAGGCAUGAUCCCAACCAGUAAUCAGUUUUCAACAUUUCCACCAUCCUCCUUUACAGGUAACAAAGGAUUAUCGGGACCUCCUUUGGACAACAAAACAGGAUUGCCGCCGCCACCGCCAACACGGAAUGGAAGCCUUCCGGAUUCUGGAUCUGGACAUAAUGAGAUUGAUUGGGAUCUUAUUAGCAUCGAAAUCGGAUUUACAUUUGGGUGUGCAAUUGCCAUUGGGUCACUUGUGUUCUGCAAGAGAUGGAGUAAAUGGUAUUACAGAGCCAUGUAUAGCAUCCUUGUCAAGAUAUUCCCUCAGCUGGAGGAAAGACUUGGUAACCAUAGAAGACAUGUUCACAUAAAUCAAAGGUGGAGACGUUGAAAUGGCUAUGAGGGGCCAUGCAGCUGGCCUCCAUGUUAUGCCUGGAAUAUUUUAGUGUGUAUCUUUCUGCUCUGUUUUCAAUAAAUUUACUUGGCUCUGAUGGUAUUUGAAGGGCGAAAUUUCCCACCCACUUCCCCCGCUGCUUUCUUUCUGCACUUUAAUUAGUCAGUCAAUGAUAGUAACCGAAAAAAUGAAAAUAGGAAGGCAGCAUUGAACAGAACAGUCUACUUAUGCAAGUCCCAACCAGCUACAUGUUAGAUUGUAGCCCCACUAGACAGAUGGACAGUCAAGCAACCCAUAAAUCUUGUGGAGGCCUUUUCCACGAUACUAAAAACCCACUAUAUAUAAUAUAUCCAUUAGCUGUCUGUUAUUUCAGUCCCUCAAUCCAAAUUUCCCACUUGCCUGAGUUAGUUGACUUAGUUGACUUAGUUGGAGCUGAUGCUGUUAUAUUUUUCAUAAUAGUAAUUGUAAUAACUCAUGCCAUUGUUCUAG